AUGACGCGCGCUUGGGGCCUCUCGGCGGCUUUGCUUGGCCUGGGUCUGGGGCUGGCCCUGAGCUUGCCGGGGUCCGGCGCCGCCGACUGCGGGACCCUGGGCCCGGCGGAGCGCUUGCCAUUCGUCCCGACAGCCAGGUCCCGAUGGCUGGCCCCUCGUGUCCGCGCUCAGGGCCCCUUGGACCCUCUCUACAGCACCGUGCGCCGCUUCCUCUCCGUGGUGCAGCUCAACCCCUUCCCCACCGAGUUGGUAAAGGCCCUGCUGAAUGAGUCGGCCUCCUGGAAGGUGGAUGAGGUGGUCCGGUACGAGGCUGGCUAUGUGGUGUGUGCCGUGAUCACAGCCCUCUACUUCUUGGUGGUGCCCAUCACCGGACUCUGUUUCUGUUGUUGCCGCUGCCGAAGGCGCUGUGGGGGCCGUGUGAAGACAGAGCACAAGGCUAUGGCCUGUGAGCGAGGCACCCUCAUGGCCUUCCUGCUGCUGACUACCCUCGUGCUGCUGAUUGGUUUGGUCUAUGCCUUUGUCACCAACCAGCGAGUGCAUGAGGAGACACGCCCCAGUGUUGAGGCUGUGCCUGAGGCUCUGCUCAGUCUCCAGGGCCUGGUCUCUGAUGUCCCUCAGGAGCUGCAAGCAGUGGCACGGCAGUUCUCCCUUCCUCAGGAGCGAGUCUUGCAGGAACUGGAUGGUAUCGGUGUGAGCAUCGGGAGCACUAUACACACCCAGCUCAGGAGUACUGUGUACCCAUUGCUGGCAUCAGUGUUCAGCCUGGGCCAAGCCUGGCAGGUCUCUGUGGACCACCUCCAAGUCCUGAACGCUACCUCAGUGGAGCUGCAGAAGGGGCAGGAAGAGCUGGAGCCUGUCAUUGUGAAGCGCCGGGAACACCUCCUGACCCUGCUGCAGGAGCCCAGCUGCCAGGGCUGCUCUGGGGCCAUGAGCCAGGCCCGUGCCCUGGAGCUGGGCUCUGACUUCAGACAGGUGCCCCCUGUGGAUGAUGUGCUGCAUCGGCUGAAGGAUGUUCCAGAAGCCAACUUUUCCAGCAUGGUCCAGGAGGAGAACAGCACUUUCAACACACUCCCCCUCCUGGCUGCCAUGCAGACGACUGACAUGGUCAAAGAGCUGAAGAAGGCAGUGGCUCAGGAGCCCAAGGGGGUAAGGACACUGGCCGAAGGGUUCCCGGGUUUGGAGGCUGCCUCCCGCUGGAGUCAGGCCCUGGAGGACAUGGAACAGAGUAGCCGAUCCUACCUGCAGGAAGUGCAGAGAUAUGAGAGAUACAGGUGGAUUGUGGGCUGUGUGCUGUGCUCCGUGGUCCUGCUUGUGGUAGUCUGCAACUUGCUGGGCCUCAGCCUGGGCAUCUGGGGACUGUCUGCCAGGGAGGACCCCAGCCACUCGGAGGCCAAGGGCGAGAUUGGAGCCCGCUUCCUCAUGAUGGGCGUAGGCUUCAGCUUCCUCUUUGCAGCACCCCUCAUCCUCCUUGUCUUUGCCACCUUCCUGGUGGGUGGCAACGUGCAGACACUGGUGUGCAGGAGCUGGGAGAGUGGGGAGCUCUACGAGUUUAUAGAUACCCCAGGGAACUUGCCCCCAUCCAUGAACCUGUCUCAUCUUCUUGGCUUGAAGAAGAACAUCAGCAUCCUCAUGGCCUAUCAGCAGUGCAAGGAAGGGGCCGCACUCUGGAGUGUCCUGCAGCUCAAUGAUUCCUAUGACCUGGAGAAGCACCUGGAUAUUAGCCAGUACACUGCCAAGCUGCAGCAGAAGUUACAGAGCCUCAAAGUGGACGUGCAGGAUCUGGACCUGCUGAGCCCUGCUGCCCGCCAGGACCUGGAGGCCUUGCAGAGCAGUGGGCUUGAAAAGAUCCAGUACUCUGACUUUCUCACUCAGAUCCAGAAGCCCGUGGUGAAAACCAACAUGAAGAAACUGGUCCAGGAGCUGGAAGGACUUGCCCGGGCCCAAGGCAAUUCUGUGCUGGGGCAGCAGCUACAGGAGGAGGCCCUCACACUUAGAAGCCUCUAUCAGGAGAGGGUCCUCCCCCAACAGAUGCUGGUGGCAAGGCUCAACCGCAGUGUCAGGGCCCUGGCGUCCUCCACCCCAAAUCUCCAGUCAGAAACUUCAGCCAUCCUGAACAAUGCCACUUACCUGAAACAAGAACUUCCUGCCUGGGCCACCCGUAUCCUGAGGAAUGAAAGUCAGUGUUACCUGACCCGGGAGAUGGGCUACUUCUCCCAGUAUGUGGCCUGGGUGAGAGAGGAGGUGACUCAUCACAUAGCCACCUGCCAGCCCCUCUCCGGAGCCCUGGACAAUGGUCGUGUGAUCCUAUGUGACAUGAUGGCUGACCCCUGGAAUGCCUUCUGGUUCUGCCUGGCUUGGUGCACCUUCUUCUUGAUCCCAAGCAUUGUCUUUGCUGUCAAGACCUCCAAAUACUUCCGCCCCAUCCGGAAACGUCUCAGCUCCACCAGCUCUGAAGAGACACAGCUCUUCCACAUCCCCCGCGUCACCUCCCUGAAACUGUAG
Molecule: messenger RNA, 2502 nt
Organism: Orycteropus afer afer
Lineage: Eukaryota; Metazoa; Chordata; Mammalia; Tubulidentata; Orycteropodidae
Gene: PROM2
Product: prominin 2
Exons: 23
Coding region: 1-2502 (833 amino acids)
Cellular component (GO): prominosome; microvillus; cell surface
Molecular function (GO): cholesterol binding
Source: RefSeq, a predicted model, not a curated record